Messenger RNA from Zalophus californianus (California sea lion), 1866 nucleotides. It is a transcript of the gene LY6G5C, whose product is annotated as lymphocyte antigen 6 family member G5C. The coding region runs from base 1 to 444 and encodes 147 amino acids. The record is from RefSeq and is a predicted model, not a curated record. Gene Ontology annotation, cellular component: external side of plasma membrane. Lineage: Eukaryota; Metazoa; Chordata; Mammalia; Carnivora; Otariidae. The transcript has 3 exons.
AUGCAUUUUAUGGCAGGGCCUGCAGGUAGCCGGAGUAUGGGGCCCCUGGGCCUCCACAGCACCCCCCAAGCCCUGUACAUGGUCCUUUUAAUAGCGCUGGUCAUGAUGAGCUUGGUGUUUGGUAAUUUUGAUCCUGAACCCCCUCAUCCAGUUCAGCUCCCCAAAUACCUGCGCUGCUAUCGAUGCCUCUUGGAGACCAAGGAGUUGGGAUGCCUUCUGGGAUCAGACAUCUGCCUCGCCCCACCUGGCAGCAGCUGCAUGACUCUCCUCAUAAAGAACAACAGUGGUUCUGACAUCAUGGUGAGUGACUGCCGCCGCAAGGAACAGAUGAGUGAUUGUUCAUAUACCCGCUCUUCUCCAGUGUUUGGCUUCUGGAUAUUUUCUCGAUGCUGCUUCCGGGAGUUCUGCAAUAACCCCCAGAACAGAGUCUUCUAUAUUCCUUAGAAUUUCUGCAGAGACUUUUAAGAAUAAAAUCCUGCCAGUCGCCUUUCAUCUUCUUGAUUUCCAGCUGGCUGGCACAGCCAGAACAACUUCCAGUUCUUUCUACCAGCCCUCCCAGCCUCCAAGUUACUGGACCCCAGCCCCAGCUGCCUCUUAUUUGACACCCUCAACACCCCUUUUUCCCACUCUAUCCCUCCCCCAGGCUCCCUCUCCAGAAGUCUCUGAAUUUUGCCUUCAGGUCCUCACAGUGUGACAGCUUUUCUCCUCUCUUCUCCCACCUCUUGGCUGCUCCUUAGCCCAGCUUUGCCCCUUCUCCCACCAUGGGCCUCCCAAGUCCCCAGCUGUUACUCCCAAAUAAAUUGGUGUGCAAACUACAUGGCUUGUCUGUGUCUUCUGGUAGUGGUGGAGGCUGAGCUCCUGCCUGACUGCCCUGCUGUGGGGGCAGGUGAGGGGCUCCCAGCUCUGCUGAGCUCUGCUUCUGCCCCAACUCCAUGUCUUGAAUUCAGCUCUAGACACAAAAAAAUGAAGAGGAACCAAAGCACUCCUGCAGGGAAGGCUGGAAGGGCAAGGGGCAUCCUUGGCAGUGGGGUCAAAUCCAGGGCUGUGUGAGAACUGCAGGAGAGGUCCACAGCAGGGAGAGGUGCUGGUGGGAGCGGAGCUGUGAGAGGCCCAGGCCCAGGCCCAGGCCCAGGCUGAGGGGUGGGAUGCUCUGUGGAAGAGCCGCUAGGUCUCGUGGAGCCCUGGCCUGACCCCAGGCUCAGCUCCCCUUCUCAAGGAUGGUGUGGGGUUACUGCAGAAUUUUGGGCCUUGCAUUCCUCAGCCUCUGAGACCGUCCUCCACUUUGACUUGCUAGAUUUGUAUAAACCUAGACUUUUACACUGAAGUCAGAGGUGAUGGAGAAAAGUGGGCCCAGACAGAGGGGGGGCACACUGAAGGUUUGGACCUAUUUUUGUACCUCCAACUGCUCCCUGACCUACAAAUUAAUAUCGGUGCUUCCUGCCAGAGCACAGGCCAUUAAAGGGGCCAUGGAGCUCAGUUAACAUAUGUGCAAAAUGUGUAAGUGAAACUACACAUUGUAGUUCACAUGUAGCUGCAUGAUGCCAUUUGUUAUCAAGCACAGACAAAAUUCCUCUAAGCAGCUACAACUCAGGACAGUGGCUACUGCUGAGUUGGGAGACGUGCCUGGGAGGGUGCACAAAGGCAGCUUUGGGUGCUGAUAAAGGCCUUUAUACGGACUUGAGGACUCGUGACACAGGUGUGUGGUUUACAAAAACUCAAGUUAUGGUGUAUGCAAGCUUCUGUACGUUUUGCUAAAGAGGUUUAAAAAUAGGCCAAAAGGGCACCUGGUUGGCUCAGUUGGUACAACGUAUUGCUCUUGAUCUUGGGGGCAUGAGUUCGAGCCCCAUGUUGAGGAUAGAGAUUACU